GCUGCGAUACCCUGGUCCAAUUCUUCUGCUGAUAAGAGAUUUGAAGACGAUCCUUGGACAGGUUGCUGAGCCACCAUGAUCCCUAGGCUCCUUUCCCUUCUCUACCUCCGGCUCUGUGUUGGACAAACAGACAUUUCUGACAAUGGGUCCCCUCUCAAGCACAGCCUCAGCGCCUGGCCCAGCUCACUGCUUCCUAGCAAGAGCAGUGUGACAAUGCGGUGUAAGAGCCCUGCCCCAAGUGAAUUCUUCAUCCUCAAAAAGGAAGGCUUUGUUUUCGAUGUCAAGAAGUCAUAUUAUUUGACAGAGGCUGAGUUUAACAUCACCAAGAUACAGCAGAGUUAUGGAGGGUACUACACCUGUGAAUCCUACAGCCAAGGGCCCAAUGUCACAAGGAUACAGCCCAGUGACCCACUUCUCCUACUGGUCACAGGGUACUUGCCUAAACCUUCCCUCCAAGCCUACCAGUGGGGCACAUUGACUUCAGGAAGCAAUGUGACAUUGCAGUGCCUGAGGACAGACAGUGUGCUCGGACCAGUAAGGUUUGCUUUGCUGAAGGAGGGACACUCAUCUCCUCUGCAAAUGAGCAGAUUAGCAGGAAUGGAGCUGGACUUCUUUCUUCUGAACGUGACAGCCAGAGACUCGGGGAAAUAUAGCUGUGUGUACUACCAGGCAAGUCCUCCCUACCGGGCCUCAGCCCUCAGCAACCCCCUUGAGAUGGCUGUGACAGAUGCCACGACAGAAGACUAUGCACCUCCAGAUGAUGUGGCAAAAGGCUACACCAUGGGUAACCUCAUCCGGAUUGGAGUGGCUGUUGUAAUUGUGCUAAUAAUGGGAGGCUUCCUGGUUGAAGUCUGGCAUAGCCAGAGGCUGUCUCCAAAUAAACCCUGGCCCUACAAUGCCCCAGGGGACCAAUGAAUCCUUGGUGAAAUUGGACCAAAUUAUCCCUGUGAAUUUCUGUGUGGCCGUGAAAUCAGCUCUUUGGCAUGGGCGAUAGCUGUCUCAUUUCGACUCUGCACAUAGAACGGAUGCCAGGCCUUGGCACAGAUGUACCAAAUCUUUCUCCGUCCCACGUGCCAACUCCCAGAUAAAUACACAGAGACUUCUUAUUAUGAAAGCUUGACGAUAGCUUGGGCUUGUUCCUAACUAGUUCUUAUAGCUUAAAUUAACCCACAUUUUUUUUUUUUAAAUCUGUUCUUUUACUUUGUCUGGGUUACUUUUACUCUGUUCUGCCCAUCCUGCUUUCUCCACAUCUGGCUGGUGACUCUGCUCUUCUUCCCUGAGACAUCUCUGAUGGGAGAUGUCAUUCUGUAUAUGUUUCUCAUACUGGUUAAUGAAUAAAGCACUGUUGGCCAAUAGGAAAGGAAGAUAGGAGGGACUAGGAGACAAGGAGGAAAGAGGAAGUAGGAAGGAGGAGUCAGGAUGGAGAGCCUGGAGAGAACAGAACCGCCAUUCCUCCGCUCUCGGUAAGACCACGUGGAAAUACAUAGAAAUGGGUUAAUAAUUAAGACAGAGCUAGCCAAUUAGAAACUAGCACCUGGCCAAUAGCAUUGUAUCAAAUACAGAGUCUCUGUGCAUUAUUUGGGGCUGGCGGUGUGGCGGCAGGACAAGACCAGGCGGCGGGCAGAAAAACCGUACUCCUUACACAUCUCUAUCUCCAGAAGUCCCAUCUAACAUCUUCCUGCUUAGCUAUUGAACAUUCAGCUCUUUAUUAAAG
This is a messenger RNA of Phodopus roborovskii (desert hamster), 1714 nucleotides long. RefSeq names its product T cell-interacting, activating receptor on myeloid cells 1 (gene Tarm1). The record is from RefSeq and is a predicted model, not a curated record. Gene Ontology annotation, cellular component: plasma membrane. NCBI's taxonomy places the organism in Eukaryota, Metazoa, Chordata, Mammalia, Rodentia, Cricetidae. The coding region runs from base 76 to 915 and encodes 279 amino acids. The transcript is spliced from 6 exons.